AUGGCGCUCAACGCCCGACACGAAGGCCAUUCCAUGUCCGGCAUGAGUGGCAUGAGCGGCAUGGGUGGCAUGAACAUGCCCUCAUACACCGACAUCCAACACUACUUCUGGAUCUUCACUGGCUCGAUCAUCGCCUUCGCCAUGCUCAUCAACAUCCUGAAUUUCCUUCUCUUCCGACAACGACUGUCUUCGCUCAGCGCACGUCCCAUCUCCAUCCUAGCCACUUCAUACGCCGUCGUGACAGCCAUCACUCGGGAACUGUCUCAAGUCUCUCUUCCCGUUUACCACUUCAAGCAAUUCAAGCUUCGCACCCCGCCGCUGGGACCAACAUUCCUAGUUCUCGCUUGGCUUGCUGCCAUCCUGAGCUUUUCCUUCUAUGGCUACGAUACCUUCGAUCAACGGCAAUGGGAAGACAUUGCCUACCGUGUAGGCAGUUUGGCCGUCGCCGAACUACCUCUCAUCUUUCUCCUGGCCGGUAAGCAGAACCUCAUUGGCUAUGCCAUCGGCUCCUCCUACGAACGUCUCAACUGGUUGCAUCGCUGGGUAUCCCGAGUCUUCUGGGUCACUGUCACCAUCCACAUGUCCUUUUGGUUCCGCUCAUGGGCCCGGUACAACUAUAUUGUUCGCAAAUUACAGAUUGAUCGUCUGACCCAGACCGGUUUCGCAUGCUGGGUCAUCCUCACCGCGAUUCUCCUCACGUCAUUUCUCCCUGUUCGGAAACUAUCCCACGAGGUGUUCUACGCUCUCCAUGUUGUCUUGUUCGCUGGCCUCAUGGGCGCUAUCUACUUGCAUCUCGAGAAUAGUCGGGUAUACUUCUGGGUAUCUGUGGCCAUCUUCUUCAUCGAUCGCGUUCUGCGCCUCUGCGUAACCGCUUGGGCCAACAUCCCCUUACUCCAUGGCAGAUCUCAAGUCUGGGCCAACAAUGCCACACUUACUCCUCUGCCAGGCAACGUCACGCGCCUCACCAUUGAGAACCCUGUGAUUUCAUGGUCUCCUGGUCAGCACAUGUUCGUCUCUUGCCACUCGCUCGUUCCCCUGCAGGCCCAUCCCUUCACCGCCGCCUCUCUUCCCAGCGAUGGUAAGCUCGAGUUCCUUGUCCAGGCGCAGAAGGGCGGCACACGCCGUUUGCACCGCUGGGCUGCUAAGACGCACCUGCUGCCCAACGCACGGCCCGUCGCCGAUGUCCCACAACAGACCAAAUUCAUUGGCCUCGAGGGUCCUUACGGCGCCCAUCGCCCGUUGCACCAAUUCAGCAGCGUUUUGCUCUUCGCGGGCUCUACGGGCGCAACCUUCACGAUGCCCUUGAUGCGAGAUAUUGUGCGACGCUGGGUGCACAACGAAGCAACCGUGACAAGACACAUCAAAUUCGUGUGGGUUAUCAAGGCGCAAAACCGACUCUGCUGGUUCCAGGACGUGCUGGAACGGGCACUGCAGGACGUGGUUGAGCUGCGCGCCAACGACGGGCGCGAAGUCGAAUUGGAGGUCAGCGUCUACGUCACCUGCGACGAGGAAUUGGAGGCUAUGAGAUCCAGUGAGAGCGGCAUCAACGGCAACACUGCCCGCGUAUGCGCGCCGAGGGAGCACGGCGAAGCCGAGAUCGCUCCCUUCGCCACAGCCCCUGUCACAGAGGACACUGGCUUGCUGGGCCAAAAGGCGAACAAGCCAAGCCCAGCAGUGCAAGAAGUCACUGAUGACGAGAAGAAAGGCUGCGGCCCCGAUGGCGGAUGCUGCUGCAAACAAGCCGUCAGCGAAGACGGCAUUGAGUCCGCAGCAUGCACCUGCUGCAACCCUGUCGAUUCCUCGUCCUCGUCCUCGUCCUCCUCGCCGCCCUCCUACUCCGAAAAAGCCCAACAGCCUCCACACCCACACUCACACUCACCACCGAUGUCCAACGCGUCGCUCAUCAAACUCCACACCGGCCGCCCGCGCAUCCGCCCCCUCAUGCGCGCCCUACUCGAGGACGCAGAGGGUGAGAGCGCCGUACUGGCGUGCGGGCCGCAGGGCUUGCAGGACGAUGUGCGGCGCAGCGCGGUGGCGCUGAGUGAUGAGAGGGCUAUCCACAAGGGGACCGGGGCGCAGGGACUGUACUUGCAUUUGGAGGGGUUUGGGUAUUGA
Cyphellophora europaea CBS 101466 is the source of this 2115-nucleotide messenger RNA. RefSeq lists its product as uncharacterized. Bases 1 to 2115 code for a protein of 704 amino acids. Gene Ontology annotation, cellular component: plasma membrane. The transcript has a single exon. Lineage: Eukaryota; Fungi; Ascomycota; Eurotiomycetes; Chaetothyriales; Cyphellophoraceae. Gene Ontology annotation, molecular function: ferric-chelate reductase activity. Gene Ontology annotation, biological process: copper ion import; iron ion transport; intracellular iron ion homeostasis. The record is from RefSeq and is a predicted model, not a curated record.